Closterium sp. Yama58-4 is the source of this 597-nucleotide messenger RNA. NCBI's taxonomy places the organism in Eukaryota, Viridiplantae, Streptophyta, Zygnematophyceae, Desmidiales, Closteriaceae. The record is from the annotation of a GenBank genome assembly.
AUGCUGAUGCUGUUGCUUAUGCUGAUGCUGAUGCUGAUGCUGAUGCUGUUGCUGAUGCUGAUGCUGAUGCUGAUGCUGACGCUGACGCUGACGCUGACGCUGUUGCUGACGCUGACGCUGACGCUGUUGCUGAUGCUGAUGCUGAUGCUGAUGCUGAUGCUGAUGCUGAUGCUGAUGCUGAUGCUGAUGCUGACGCUGACGCUGACGCUGUUGCUGACGCUGACGCUGACGCUGACGCUGACGCUGAUGCUGAUGCUGAUGCUGAUGCUGAUGCUGAUGCUGAUGCUGAUGCUGAUGCUGAUGCUGAUGCUGAUGCUUAUGCUGAUGCUGAUGCUGAUGCUGAUGCUGAUGCCGAUGCUGAUGCUGAUGCUGAUGCUGAUGUUGAUGCUGAUGCUGAUGUUGAUGCUGAUGCUGAUGCUGAUGCUGAUGCUGAUGCUGAUGCUGAUCCUGAUCAGCUCCCCAUUGCACACCCAUAAGAAGCUCACACCCUCUUGUCACACCCCCUGUACAAUACUCACCGUGAGCAGCACGUGCGCGUUGCUGAUGCUGAUGUUGGCACACGCUUCAGCGGCGCCGGGCGGCAGACUGGCGGAGUGA